CUCAGAGUGAGAAACACAGAGAGUUUUUCUUGGCGAAGAGGUUAGUCGAAAAUCGAUAAAGACUAAAGAGUGUUUUCCUUUGCUGAGCAUAGCCUGCAAAUUCAACAGCUUCAGCAGAGACAUCCAUCGCUUCCUUCCCACAGAGUAAUAAUAAUUAUGUCUAGAAGGUAUGAUAGCCGUACAACGAUCUUCUCCCCAGAAGGUCGUCUCUACCAAGUUGAGUAUGCAAUGGAGGCCAUUGGUAAUGCUGGUUCUGCGAUUGGAAUAUUAUCAAAAGACGGGGUUGUGUUGGUUGGUGAAAAGAAGGUAACUUCUAAGCUGCUGCAAACUUCAACUUCCACUGAGAAGAUGUACAAGAUUGAUGAUCAUGUUGCCUGUGCCGUGGCUGGAAUAAUGUCUGAUGCGAACAUCCUGAUCAACACAGCUAGAGUCCAAGCCCAGCGCUACACAUUUGCAUACCAGGAGCCAAUGCCUGUUGAGCAGCUGGUUCAAUCGCUCUGUGAUACAAAGCAAGGAUACACUCAGUUUGGUGGUCUCCGCCCCUUUGGUGUUUCAUUCCUGUUUGCUGGAUGGGACAAAAAUUAUGGUUUCCAGCUUUACAUGAGUGAUCCUAGUGGUAACUAUGGUGGUUGGAAAGCUGCUGCAGUUGGUGCAAACAACCAGGCAGCACAGUCGAUGCUUAAACAAGAUUACAAGGAUGAGAUCACAAGAGAAGAGGCUGUCCAGCUUGCACUGAAGGUACUCAGCAAGACCAUGGACAGCACAAGUCUCACCUCAGAUAAGCUUGAACUGGCUGAGAUUUUCCUCUCGCCUUCUGGAAAUGUCAAGUACCAAGUCUGCUCAUCUGACUCUCUGAGUAAGUUGUUGGUUAAACAUGGAGUGACUCAACCUGCUGCCGAGGCUUCCUGAGCUAAGUUUUUCAGUAUGUUCUAAUACAUUAAAUUCAGAGAAAGCCUAGGUCAGCUUUGUCUUUCAGUAUUGCAUGUGGAAUUUCAAAAACUGGUGUUUGAUAAUGAUACUUUCAGAUGUGGAUGAUGCUUUAUGUAAUUUCAUUUCGGAUCUUUUUGUUAUGAUGUUACUCUCCGUGCUGAUUCAUGGGUUGUUCUGGCAUGAAAACUUC
Messenger RNA from Tripterygium wilfordii, 1120 nucleotides. RefSeq names its product proteasome subunit alpha type-4-A. NCBI's taxonomy places the organism in Eukaryota, Viridiplantae, Streptophyta, Magnoliopsida, Celastrales, Celastraceae. The record is from RefSeq and is a predicted model, not a curated record. Gene Ontology annotation, biological process: ubiquitin-dependent protein catabolic process. Bases 157 to 909 code for a protein of 250 amino acids. Gene Ontology annotation, cellular component: proteasome core complex; proteasome core complex, alpha-subunit complex; nucleus. The transcript is spliced from 2 exons.